AUGGCAACCCAACAAAACCAUUAUAGGUCUAUCAGCUUCCCUUCAAGAUCAUCAAAAUCCACGAAUUUUCAAGCCCACAUACAAAACCUCAAAUCUCUUGAAACUAACCUCACCUCGGAAGCCAUUCAGGCUGCGGUUCUAAACCUCGCCGAAUUACACAACUUCGUACAAGAAUCACUUGCCCAAUCUCAAAAUUCUCAAAACACAAACUCGUCGAUCGAAGAAUCCCUUUCGGCCUCGGUCGAUUUCCUCGACGUCUGCAGCAGCAUUCGGGACCUCGCGCAGAUGAUCGGAGAAAACGUCCGGUCCCUUCAAUCCACUAUACGAAGGAAGGGCCUCGAUUUUUCCCACAUCGAAAACGAGAUGAAUUCGUAUUCCUGUUUCAGAAAAAGGGCGAACAAAUUCGCGGCGAAAACCGUUAAAUCACUUAAGAAUAUGGAAAGCAAGAACCGGUCGAGUCUUUCGUCCCCGGUUGACGAAAACGGCGGUUUCGCCGGGGUUUUAAGUGAUUUGGGUGGCCUGACGAUAGCCAUUUUGAAGAGCACUCUCUUUUUCUUGUCCUGUUCAGAAGCUGGCAAAUCCGGCGGCUGGAAAUUGAUUUCCAGGUCUCAUAGUCGUAAUAAUUGUCGGUUUAUUAGCGAGCUCGAGAGUGCCCGGCUACCGCACGACCGCAAGCUACCGCACGCCCAGCAAGACUCUCGACCUCGCGAAAAGCACGGCGACCUCGCGAGUGCCGCCUGCUCCAUUCGCGUGUUCGCGGAUCUCCCGGCGAGCUCGAGAGUUCCGUGA
Striga hermonthica is the source of this 789-nucleotide messenger RNA. The record is from the annotation of a GenBank genome assembly. Lineage: Eukaryota; Viridiplantae; Streptophyta; Magnoliopsida; Lamiales; Orobanchaceae.